CACAGUUGGUUGCCAUGGGAUCUACGACAAAAAACAGUUUCCCCAAAUUUCCUGGAAAAACACAUUUUCCUGGAAAAAUGGAUGUUUUCAUUGCAGAGGGGAAAACAAUUCAUAAAGCAAAUCAUUUCAUAAGCUCAUGGGAGUUCUCUCCUGUGCACGAGUAGCAGCAGAGGGAGUCACUUGUUUGGAUUAUUUGUGCCAAAGCGGGGUUUGGACUAACGUGCCCUUACGGUGGAUUACCCUGCAACCUUACAAGGCAAGUACAAGUAUGACUGCAAACACUGUACAGAAGACAGGCUGCUCAGGAUAAACAGCAUUCAAAGCUUCUGCUGUUCCAUAGAGAGGCCGUUCUUGAACCCAGGAUUGGACAAUGUCUCACACACACACACACACACACACACACAUCCAAACACACACACACGCACACACACACACACACACACACACACACACACACACCACACACACACACACACACACACACACACACACACACACACAUCCAAACACACACACACACACACACACACACACACGCAUGCACACACACCCACACACACAUCCACACACACCCACACACACAUCCACACACACACACACACACACACACACACACACACACAUAGCUUAAUUCUGCAGACACAGCAACAGCUCAAUGUCCCAUGCUCCAGUUUUAAUGGUGAAAUCAUCACUGUGACCUUGUUUUCCUGCCUAACACGGAUGCACGUGGCAACGGAACUGAGGCCGCUUUGGAACUUUGGGACAGUGUUCUCUAGUGGGUAACGCAUUCCAUUGAAUUUUCAAUGCAUUUUCACAACACCAGAAAUGACUCCACACCUUGAACUAGGUGCCUUGAAUCUAUCCCAACCAAAGAAAGUGAUUUCACACAGUAUUAAAUCUGUCAAAUCUGUCUGGCCCCAUCUAAUGGCAUUGCAUGUAUGACUUAGACAAUUGAAUGUUAAGGAUUUGGAGGCUAGUUUUAACGAGACUAUGACAGUAAACGUGGCACCCAUGAGAUGUUUCACCAUGAAUUCAUUGGCACAAUAUACAAUGACCAUAAUGCUGAGCUUAACCUCCUUACAAUCAUCAUAAGGCGUGGCCGUGCUACUGAUGUUGAAGCUUGUGCAGUACGUCAAGACAGUUUCCAUGGCUCUCUCUCUCUCCCUUUCCCUCCAUCCCUCCGACUCUCCCCCUCCCUCCUUCUCCCUCUCUCUCCUUCUCCCUCUCCUCCCUCCCUGUCUCUCUCUCACUCCCUCCUCUCCCCCUCCCUCCCUCCCUCUCUGUGUCUUUCGCUCCCUUUCCCUUCCUCUAUGUGUGGGUGGACAAAGUUAAUUCUGAGAAAGAAUGUGUUUUUCAGUUAAAUGACAAUGUGUGUGUGUGUGUGUGUGUGUGUGUGGUCAGAGGGAUGAGGAGUGGUGGUGGCAGAAAAGCUAAGCUGUGACAUCAGGAAGAGAAAGCAAGCACGGUUUUCUCCAUUGCAACAAUCAACAGACUUCCUUUCCCCCCCCGAGGUGGAAGAUGCCCUUCAUUAAGGACAGGCAGAAAGCGGAGGACAUUUCAGCGGUGUACGAGCUGAAGGAAAAACUGGGAGAAGGCUCCUUCUCAGAGGUGUGGGUGGCUCAGCAUCGCCACUCUCAGAGGCUUGUAGCUGUCAAGUGCAUCCACAAGAGGGCGCUGAAGGGAAAAGAGGCUUUGUUGGAGAACGAAAUCGCUGUGCUUCGCAAGGUCCACCAUCAGAACAUCGUCUCUCUGGAGGAAACCUUCGAAACGCCAGCAAAGCUUUAUCUGGUGAUGCCUCUAAACAGACUGUGCCCCAGCGCGGUCCAGCUUACUGCCCUGUGCUGCUGCGUCAGGGUGACGGGCGGGGAGCUGUUGGAGCGGAUUCUGGAGAGGGGGAGCUACGCGGAGAACGACGCCCGUCCUGUGAUCCAGCAGGUCCUGGACGCAGUCAGAUACCUCCACCAGCUGGGCAUCGUGCACAGGGACCUGAAGCCUGAGAACCUGCUGUACGAAAGUCCUGGAGAAGACUCCAGAAUCCUCAUCAGUGACUUUGGCCUUUCCAAAAUGGAAGAACAAGGAGUUCUGUCCACCGCCUGUGGGACCCCUGCUUAUGUGGCUCCAGAGUUUCUUCAGCAGAAAACCUAUGGCAGAGAGGUGGACCUGUGGGCCAUCGGGGUCAUCUCCUACAUACUGCUCUGCGGCUAUCCUCCGUUUUACCAUGACAACGACACACAGCUCUACCGGCAGAUCGUAGAGGCGGAGCACGAGUUUGAUUCGCCGUACUGGGACAGCAUCUCUGAGUCAGCCAAAGACUUCAUAUCACACUUACUGCAAAAAGACCCAGAUACACGAUACAACUGUGAACAGGCCUUACAGCAUACUUGGAUCUCCGGUGGGGAAGUGCUGGAGAGGAACAUUCACAGCUCUGUCAGUGAACAGAUCCAGGAGAACUUCGCCAGGAGCCAGUGGAAGGUGAGAUAAGUACCCCCCCCCCCCCCGGGGGGGACCGGGGCAGAGGCGGAG
Molecule: messenger RNA, 2523 nt
Organism: Anguilla rostrata (American eel)
Lineage: Eukaryota; Metazoa; Chordata; Actinopteri; Anguilliformes; Anguillidae
Gene: pnck
Product: pregnancy up-regulated nonubiquitous CaM kinase
Exons: 10
Coding region: 1519-2481 (320 amino acids)
Biological process (GO): peptidyl-serine phosphorylation
Cellular component (GO): intracellular anatomical structure
Molecular function (GO): calcium/calmodulin-dependent protein kinase activity; calmodulin binding; ATP binding
Source: RefSeq, a predicted model, not a curated record